AGCAUCUCAACCCCACCAAAGCUCCAAAAAAAGCCCAACCUCAGACACGCGAGGCUCUCUGUAACCGCGCCCGCGAUGCAGACUCGCCAUGUCCUAUUACGACGUUGACGCCAUUCUCACUGACGGGGAGAAAGUUCCCUGUCGUUUCGAGCUCGACGUGCCUUACCUCGGCCAUCUCGACAACUCCAAUGGCCUGAAGCCCGGCUCACGCCUCGCGCUGCCCCUCUGGCUCGCCGAAAUGUUCGCCCUCGCCUCCGCGGGCGAAGAUUCCAAGCCGCCGCUGACGCUGACCCUGCCGCCGUGCCUGUCCGAACAGGUCCAGGCCGCGCUGAAAGCCGACCCGCGGGCCGUGGCACUGCGAGACCAGAGCGCAUAUUUCUACGGCGUGGCGGUGCGGAUGCUGGAUCUGUUUGACGAGAGGGAGCUGAGCGCCAUACUGAGGAGGACGUUUGUGGUGAGGGCGGCGGAUGUGGGAUUGCAUGCGCGCAAGGCCGAAGAGUCGGGACUGGGGGGCCAGGGCGAGGAGUUCCUGCGGGGACUGGAUGAGUGGGAGAGGCGGUUGUUUAGGAGAGGGCACGAGGGAGUGAGGGGGGCCAAGGAGUGGACGGAUAACGUUAAGAAAUCAUGAUGUUGAGCGAGGAAUCGGGCGAUUUUACGAUGAUACCCUGGCAUUUGGAAACGAGAUGCGGUGCCUUGAAUAGAAUGUAUGAAUAAGGUCUAAAGAGACCUGCAAUGAAGACAAUGAUCAAUUGCCAAAUGUUUACCGCUGAGGUGCAAAUCAACAUCGGACAAAGAAGCGUGACGGCGAACCAUCGUUAUUC
Trichoderma asperellum CBS 433.97 is the source of this 821-nucleotide messenger RNA. It is a transcript of the gene PSF3, whose product is annotated as DNA replication protein. Gene Ontology annotation, biological process: mitotic DNA replication initiation. The record is from RefSeq and is a predicted model, not a curated record. Lineage: Eukaryota; Fungi; Ascomycota; Sordariomycetes; Hypocreales; Hypocreaceae. Gene Ontology annotation, cellular component: GINS complex.